Messenger RNA from Lobosporangium transversale, 531 nucleotides. RefSeq lists its product as hypothetical. The annotation marks the transcript as partial. NCBI's taxonomy places the organism in Eukaryota, Fungi, Mortierellomycota, Mortierellomycetes, Mortierellales, Mortierellaceae. The record is from RefSeq and is a predicted model, not a curated record. Gene Ontology annotation, molecular function: calcium ion binding. The transcript has a single exon.
CAUGCUCACUCCAUUGCUAAAUGCUCAAAAGAAAAGAAAGAAAAGCUCAUCCUUCUUCUUCACAACAAUUCGCCAUUCAUCUGUAACGCGCAUUUCCUCUUCAUUUUAUAUUUUUGAAAAUACCCCACGCAUUAUAUCAUUAAAAAUGGACUUCACUCCCGAAGAAAUCAUUGACCUCAAGGAAGCAUUUGCAAACUACGACAAGGAUAAGAAUGGUCGCAUUGCCACGAGCGAGCUCAAGCAACUGAUUCAGCAAGACGUAUCUGAUGAGACCUUGGCUAAUGUCAUCAAGCAAUUUGACACCAACGGGGAUGGAGAGCUCGACUUUAACGAGUUUGUUGGUCUCAUGAAGGCACUUCGUUCAAUUGAUGAAUAACCGUACAAAAAAAGGAAAAAAAACGCGUGUACAUGUAGGCAUAUCCGUGGUGGUAUUUCUACCGCCCAUUUACUGAUUCACGAAAGAGUUUUUUUUGCAAUAAAAAGAUGAGUUGUCAACUCUCCAAUCUUAAAUAAAAUGAAAGAGUUCUGGGG